AUGGAGGUCUUCGAAAAGGCUCAGACGGUCGACCCCGAGGUCAGAGCCCACAUCUAUUCGCUCGUCUCGGCCAUUGGUGGCAGUAGUACUGUUCACGAAGGCCAAUAUGUUCUCGGAGACGACGCCCUGGCCUGUUUGAAGGACUUGUCACGAUGGAUCCGCUCUUACGAUGACCGAAUGAACAGACACGAUGUCAAGAGAUGUAUGGCCGAAGCAAACCUUCUCAGAGGAGAUCUACUUCCUAUCCUCGCUCAGCAAGGAGACAAGACUGAACGCAGCGCCCUCGCAACCAAAAUCGCCCUUAGCUGUCUCGACUUGCUCAAUACUCUGACAUGGCCAAUCGAACGGAAAGAAGAGACCAUGACCAUCAACACUCAUAGACAUCUCCCCUACAUCAGGCUAGCCCAGGUCGAAUACAAGCGUGCCGUCCUACACUGGGAAUCUGCCCAAAUCCUUCGUACCGCAAUCAGCGUCGCCGUUCCCGCCAUCACACAACCUAGAGUCGAUCGAUCUCCCAGAGACGAAUCAAUCAUCGGUGUUGUACUCUACUUCCUCCGGAAUAUUGCUAUCAUCGCACAACCAGCAGACCUGCCGACUUCAUCCGACAACAACGAUAUCAACAGACUGGAAACCAUCAAUGCAUUCCACCAGCAGAACGUCUUGCAGCUCCUGCUCACGAUCGCCUCGAGUGUCACCGACGAGUACCCCAUGCACGAUAUCGUCCUCUUGGAUAUUCUCUUCCAGCUGCUCAAAGGCAUUGAUCCCAAAGACCUGUUCAAGAAUGAGAAGCAACUGGUAGAUGCCAGGAACGAUGAGUUCAAAGCUCUGCUGGACAAAGAGAAGGCCAUGAAUGCCUCAUACGCAAGAAAUGCUCCCAGUCGUCAUCACCGCUUCGGAACCAUGAUUUGGGUGAAGCGACCGGAUGAGAAAGUAUCCACUCUUAGCGGUCAAAACGUCUUCUUCGAUGAGCAAAAGACACUACACCAAAUGGAUAAGUCAAAACUCUGGAACAAGCCAAAGGGUCGGAAGAAGAAUACAGAGGUUCAAGAUGAGAACAACGACUUUGACAACAACGUCAUCCUGGACGAAUCUACACGGAAAGUUGUCCGUCAGUUUGUCGAGGAUUUCCUAGACUCCUCGUUCAAUCCGCUUUUCAACAGUCUUCGUCGUGCCCUCACGUCGGAGGCCGAGCGGGCUCAGAAAUAUCAUAACCGUCAGUACUACUACCUGAUGGGUUGGUUUCUGCAAGCGGAACGUGCUAGACAAGACUUGCUCAAGCGAAAUGGCAAAGUGCAUGAUGCUGCUGUCGAAGACUCGCCCUUUGCAUACAUCGCCGCUGUCAUGACCCAGGAAAACUUCAUCUUGCUGGGACGAAAAAUUCAGCAGAGUUUGGACGAUAAGGAGUGGUCUGAUCUGCACGCUUGUAUGCGGGCGUUUACCCAAAUCCUGUUGACAGUGGCUGCAAUGGCAGACUCGGCUUCCGAAGAUGACCAGGAGAUUGCCGAGAACAUCCAGAACAGAAUCUUCUACGAGGAAACCACACACGACCAAGUCAUUGCUGUGCUUAGAGGAUACAAUGGCCAAGGAUUUGCAUUCUUGGAUGCAUGCACAGACAUGGCUCACACUUUCUUACGCAUGCUAGAACGCUACAGCAAACAGAACGUCGACAUGCAAGUUCGCUCAAAACGACGUGCUAGAAGAAAGCGCAAAGCCGAAGCUCAAGCCAAUGGUGCCGAAGACGAAGGUGCAGCAUCUGAGGCUGAGGAUCGGGCUGAUGCUCAGCGCGCAGUGAGCGAGCGCAAGUUCGAUUUCACAAGAUUCGCCAGCAAGUUCAUGACUGAGAGUGCUGUCAACACGUUCGUCACCUUUACGAGCUACUACAAAGAUCUUGACUUAGAGCAGCUGAAGAGAUGUCAUCGUUUCUUUUACCGCUGCGCCUUCAAGAUGGAACGAACAAUCUUCUUGUACAGACUUGACAUCCUACACUUGUUCAAUCGCAUGAUCAAAGGGCCAGAAGGACUAUCGAAAGAGAUGCCUCUGUUCAAAGAAUGGGAAGAAUUGGUCAAGCAAAUCUUCAGACGCUGUUUGAAGAACCUUGACCAGCGUAGAGAGCUUAUGGUAGAGAUGCUGUUCACAAAGAUGCCGAACACAAUCUUCUACCUCGAGAAUGGCUACGACAUGGAGAUUACAAAAGCUAGACCCAGACCACCAGCUGAGUUGGUAGUGAAACCUGGAUUGAGUCAGGAAGAGCAGAUCGCUGUUGCUGUCAGUGUGCUUGUCAACCAAGGCAAACUCGACGCGUUGGCGUGGAUCAAGAACGUUCUCAAUUCUGCUGCAGAAGACAGAAAGUCUUGGGAAGAUCUGCAUGCUGCUCAGGCAAGCAUUGAGAACAUUUCGAAUGGCGAGUCCGAGACCACAAAUACUGCGAACAACCAAGACCCCGAAGCACCAACUGAACCAGUCGAGCCCGCAGACCAAACCGACAAACCUAAGGCUCCUUUCAUCACACUCAAGCCCGACACCGAAGAACGCAAACUCAGCCUCUUCAAGGACAAAUUCUUGCGUUUGCUUCUCAAACUACUUGCUCUUGAACGUCUUGGCGAAAACGACGACCCAGACGCUUCAUGGAUCGUUCCUUCUUCCAUGCCAUCAUCACUUAUACUAUCCAACCUCGCUCUGAUCAAAAAAUUCGAGUUUGAUCUUCCAACCUUCGAAGGCGGUGUAGCCCCUGAGUCUCUUCUUAGAAGCAAGAGUGCGGCGGGCUUACACGCCAGAGCAGAUCAAAGUGCUGCUGCCAGCGCAGUCAAUAGCGAUGAAGAAGGCGACACCCUCUCCGACCUCGAUGCUCAAGCAGCCGCGUUGUUCGAACCCGGUGGCCCUACAUCCCGAUCUGCCGACUACGAAAAGCCAAAAGCAAGAAAGAGAUUAUUGCAGCGUAAAGCCCCUGACCUCACAGAAGCACAGAGACUUCUACGACAACAGGAAAGAGAAGAGAGGGAAAGAGAAAAGAACGCAAAGAUCAAAUCGGCACUUCGUAUCACGGAUUCUGAUGAUGAAGAUGACGAAGAAAAGGAUGCGGCGUUCUUUGCACUGGAAGAAGAGAGAAGGAAGAAGAUUAGUGGUGUUAUCAGAAAUGCAUUGCUGCAUGAGGUUGAUGAGUCUGCUGGCAAGAAGAACAAGCGCAAGGCUAAAACCACAAAAGAGAAGACGGCUAAAGGCAAGAAGAGGAAGACUAUCACUGUUGAUAGCGAUAGUGAUCGGGUCAGUGACAUUGAUCAGGACGAGGAGAUGGAGGACGUCGAUGCAGUCAGUGAGGUUGAAGAUGCACCAGAGGACACACCUAUGGACACUGUAUCGCCACUUAAAACUAACGCUGCAGCUGCAGUAGAUGCAGAUGAGGAUGAGGAUGUCGUGCAGGCUAGACCUGCUCGAGCAAGAGCAACAGCGAGACUGCCGUUCUUAGACGACAGCGAUAGCGAUUGA
This is a messenger RNA of Aureobasidium melanogenum CBS 110374, 3483 nucleotides long. RefSeq names its product timeless-domain-containing protein. The transcript has a single exon. Gene Ontology annotation, molecular function: DNA binding. Lineage: Eukaryota; Fungi; Ascomycota; Dothideomycetes; Dothideales; Saccotheciaceae. The coding region runs from base 1 to 3483 and encodes 1160 amino acids. The record is from RefSeq and is a predicted model, not a curated record. Gene Ontology annotation, cellular component: replication fork protection complex. Gene Ontology annotation, biological process: DNA replication checkpoint signaling; replication fork arrest; DNA repair.